AUGGUGAUGAAGAUGAUGAUGGCUCCUGACAGCAGUGACGGUGGCACUUCAUGUGGUUGUAAAGGCAUCCGGCGGUGUCUCGUUUGUGAAAAGUUUAAGAGGACAGUACAACUGGAGGCGACUGAAUCACAGGGUGUGAAUCAUUUCGUCUACAACCCAGAAACGAGGCUCGCCGUUGCCGAAGAUGGUGAUUCUGCAUCUUUCCCGUUCCCUGGUGUCUUUCUGUGGGAGAACUUUAUAUCAGAGGAGGAGGAGAAGGAGCUGAUAAACACGAUGGACCAGGACCAGUGGAAUCUGUCGCAGUCUGGUCGAAGGAAACAGGACUUUGGGCCAAAGGUGAACUUCAAAAAAAGGAAAGUGCGCAUCAGUAACUUCAGCGGACUUCCUGCUUUGAGCCAAACACUGGUCCUCCGGAUGCAGCAGGAGCCGAGUCUCGCUGGCUUCCAGCCAGUGGAGCAGUGCAACCUGGACUACCAUCCUCAGCGAGGCUCGUCCAUCGAUCCACACCUGGACGACUCCUGGCUGUGGGGGGAGAGGCUGGUCACCGUCAACAUGCUAUCAAACACCACCCUCACCAUGUCUCUUGAAGAGGGGCUGCCCAAGCUGGGGCUGCCGGAGGAAGUCCACGUAGCUGUGCACCUUCCUCGCAGGUGUUUGGUGGUGUUAUAUGGGGAAGCACGGCACAGAUGGAAACACGCCAUUCACAGGGAGGAUGUUCAUGAGCGCAGAGUUUGCAGCACCUACAGAGAGCUUUCUGUAGAGUUCCUACCUGGAGGGCAGCAGGCAGAGCUGGGAGCUCAGCUGCUGGAUAUUGCUUUGAGCUUCCAUGGAAAUCCAAUAUAAUCAAAGCUGCUGGACGCAGAGGAAAACAAGGACCACCAGAGUUGGGGGCUACAUCACCUGGCCAAGUGAUAAACAGUGAAGAUGAGUCCUUCAUCGGGCAGAAGGCUGGUAGGCUGGGACUGUACCAUCUCCUCAAGAUUUGUGUGCAAUGAUAAGUCAGAGAUCUGCACCUUAAGUGGAACUACAGAGUGGUGUGUCGUCCAGAAUUACUUCAAAAUGCAAUUGUGCACAAGCUUUGGAAAACAGAGGGGUGUGCUAAAAGUGAGAUUAAGUGGUUAAUGAGGUAUGUUGAGCUUAAAUCCAGAGUUUUCAGUGUCACAAAGGCGCCUUUAAACCUGCCAGAUGAGGCUCUGCUCAGAGUUUGGGGUUUAAAUGAGCUGCAAGAAGCGUCUCUGUAUCACCGGUUUAUUUCCUGAUAAUAUUCUCUAUGAGCAAUGAAGAUUCUUCGUUGAGGUUAUAUCUGCCAACCUGCUGUGCUGUGCGUUAGUAGUAACACUGACUGAAGCCGUGCAGUUACAGUAAGCAAGCUAUAUACGUUGUGUUGCCACAGUAACCUUCAUGUAUUCAGUUGGUGAUGCAGAAAAUGCAUUAAUGUGAUUUUAUAUGUGGGUCUGAUUAGGUGCCAAGUAAAUUUUACACUGCAGACAGAUUACAACAUUGAUUAGUCACUUGGUAUUUAUUACAAUUUUACUUUGAUUUGGCCAAAAACUAAGCUGUUGUCCUUCAUUAUGGGACAGUUUAAGAGCUCUAAUCUGCAGCUGUCACAUUACAAAUAGGCAACAGCCAUUGAGACAGUUGUAACAUAAAUACAUUCACUUUCUACCAGAAUUCCUCUCUUACAUCAUUUGCAGAAACAUAUGCAAAUGACAUAUGGUUGGUGAUAUUUUGUCGUAAUUAAUUGUUAUAUUUUUUAAAGUUCUCCAUUGUAACAACCUGUUCCUUUUGGUUGAAACAGAUGACACAUCACUGAUCCAGUUUGUGCGGAAGAAGGGUCAAAAUUGCAUCAGACACCUAUUUUUAUGUGGCUGCACUCAGAGUCUGAAGAAGAAAAUUGGGUUAACAGAGAAAGUUGCAGCAGCUAACAGAAAGAAAGCCUGGAUAUGUCAAACUUGCUUCGUAAAACACCUCUCAGUUUGGGUAAAAAUAUUGUUAAUUUAGCAUAUUUGCAUUGAUCAGUAAAGUCUUGUUCCACUACGAGGCUCCACAGAAACAUCUGUGCUCUUUAGGUUUCAUUCAGUCUUUGGACCUGUAAUAAAGAGAUGAAAUUCAUUUUACCAAACGAUAUUCUCUUAUUUUGGGUUUUGAUUUAGAACACAGUCCUGAGGUUGCUGGUGCAGGUAACACAGGAGAAUAAAUCUGCCUCUCAUCGGUGUUUUAUCAGGCUGAUGCUGGUAAAUGUGAUGGUCAAGACAUAUAUAUAUAAUUUUAUUUUGUUUAUUUAUGUUUUUCUAAUUGACCGUUCCAGUUACCAGUUAUGUAAUCAGAAUAAUUUAAAAGAUGGACUACUCCCUGAAAAUUAUAAACUGUAAUUUAAACUGCAUUCUAUUUCUGUCUCAACUAUCAAGAGUUUAAAACUUGUUUUAUUAACUUGUGCAAAACUCUUCAUCCUCACCUAUGUGAUGACAAAAUCUAAACUGUGAUCAUAAAUGAAAUCUAAACACAGAUUUCUAUCAGAUAGAAUUGUAAUAAUGUUGUGAUUAAAGUUUUAUUUUUUUUAAAUUUCCAA
Molecule: messenger RNA, 2569 nt
Organism: Stegastes partitus (bicolor damselfish)
Lineage: Eukaryota; Metazoa; Chordata; Actinopteri; Pomacentridae
Gene: alkbh4
Product: alkB homolog 4, lysine demthylase
Exons: 3
Coding region: 1-843 (280 amino acids)
Biological process (GO): protein demethylation; actomyosin structure organization
Cellular component (GO): contractile ring; midbody
Molecular function (GO): demethylase activity; actin binding; oxidoreductase activity
Source: RefSeq, a predicted model, not a curated record